UUGUAAAUCUGCCCUCCCACCGCUAUCUAUGUAACGCUCGAGUGAUCACAAGCAGGGAGCGCAUUUAAACCUGGGAGACUUGGAGGGAUCGGGCAGAUGCUGAUGCAGGUUUAAAGGAAGCAAAAUAAAUAAAAUAAAAUAAAACAAGAAAGACAAACUGACAUCAUGAGUAUGAACUACGCUUCUGCGGCGCCCACACAGAGGUCCACGUCGUUUUUCAUUGAGGACAUCUUAUUGCACAAACCCAAGCCGCUGAGAGAGGUCAUCCCCUCGCCGUUCUGUAGCUCCCUGGCCUCCCGGAUGCCCAUCCUGGAUUAUGGAUACCCGCUGAUGCCAACUCCAAUACUGGCGCCACAUCCGCACCAUCCUCUCCACAAGCCAGAGCAUCACCAGUACUUCUUCACAUCUGGGAUGCAGAUGCCGGCCUUGUUCCAGCACCACGCAGAGCUACCGGGCAAGCACUGCCGGCGCAGGAAGGCCCGGACGGUCUUCUCCGACUCGCAGCUGUCCGGCCUGGAGAAGCGCUUUGAGAUCCAGCGGUAUCUGUCCACCCCGGAGAGAGUGGAGCUGGCCACGGCGCUAAGCCUGUCCGAGACCCAGGUGAAAACGUGGUUCCAGAACCGGCGGAUGAAGCACAAGAAGCAGCUGAGGAAGGCGCAGGACGAGCGGAAGACUCCCGGAGAUCUGGAGAGGUCCGCCGAGAACUCCAGCGAGAGCGACCUGAACGAGAAGAGAGGCGAGGAGCUGAAGCACUGCCUGGAGCCGGACUCCUACAUGCUGGACGAAAACGACGACGAUGUGGAUAUCGAAGAUGACAUUUGCUCCCCGAAUCACCUCCUAUAGUUGGCUGCAGAGCUGUGCCCCGAGCAGCAGCUUUCCCUCUGUAAAUAUACUGUAGGUAGACCACACUGACUGUCCUCUCCUUCCAUUACAAACAUGUAAGUUACUGUUUUAAAUGAAGGGGGGGAUAGGCCAUACAAGACAAUGUAAAUAUUUAUUCAAACAUGCAAAAUGGGCAGAUUAAUUGUUUACAACUGCAGUUUUUCCUCGUGUAUUAUAAUAAUAAUAAUAAUUAUUAUUAACAUCAUUGGCGUUGUUGAUGUAUUAUUAUUAUUAUUAUUAUUAUUAUUAUUAUUAUUAUUAUUAUUAUUAUUAUUAUUAUUAUUAUUAUUAUUCAGGCCAAUGUCUGGCAUAUUUAGUAAUAUAGCAAGGCUGUAAUACUACGUUACUAUACAUGUUAUUUUUAUUACACGGGUGUCUUUUUUUUAAAUCUGUACAAAUGACUACAAAAAAGCCUGUCGACCAGCUCUUUGCUUUGUAACAUAUACAGGCAUCGUGCUACCCAUCUUUUGCACUUUUAUUCCAAACAAAGUAUCCCAUGCACCCCUCA
Amphiprion ocellaris (clown anemonefish) is the source of this 1390-nucleotide messenger RNA. It is a transcript of the gene bsx, whose product is annotated as brain-specific homeobox. Gene Ontology annotation, biological process: regulation of DNA-templated transcription. Gene Ontology annotation, molecular function: DNA-binding transcription factor activity, RNA polymerase II-specific; DNA binding. The record is from RefSeq and is a predicted model, not a curated record. Bases 166 to 843 code for a protein of 225 amino acids. The transcript has 3 exons. NCBI's taxonomy places the organism in Eukaryota, Metazoa, Chordata, Actinopteri, Pomacentridae.